Molecule: messenger RNA, 1884 nt
Organism: Arachis stenosperma
Lineage: Eukaryota; Viridiplantae; Streptophyta; Magnoliopsida; Fabales; Fabaceae
Exons: 1
Coding region: 1-1884 (627 amino acids)
Molecular function (GO): zinc ion binding
Source: RefSeq, a predicted model, not a curated record
AUGCGGCAGGACGAAAACGCUCUGCAGCCCGCAGGAUUUGGCGCUAGAGAUACCGAGGGGUCUGCCGGUAUGAACGAGUUCCAGGUUGGCCAACAAUUUCAGGAUAAAGAUGAGGCGCUGUUGAGUGUGAAGACGUACAGUAUCCGCCGAGGGGUCCAGUACAAGGUCGUUGAGUCUGACUACCGCAGGUAUGUGGGAAAGUGUUCUGAGUUUGGGAAUGGGUGCACAUGGCUAAUUCGGUUGAGUCUCCGACAGCGGAAGGGUAUCUGGGAAGUGAAUCGAUACAACGGACCGCAUACAUGUCUUGCCAGCUCCAUCUCCAGCGACCAUAGGAGUCUGGACUACCAUGUCAUAUCCACCUUCAUUAUGCCGAUGGUUAGGGCUGAUGCAGCUGUGAACAUCAAGGUGCUUCAAAAUGCCACGGCCGCACACUUUGGGUUCAGGCCUACGUAUAGGAGGGUAUGGAUGGCGAAGCAGAAGGCCGUUGCCGUCAUAUAUGGGGACUGGGACGAGUCGUACAAUGAGCUCCCUAGGUGGGUUUUAGGAGUUCAGCUGACGAUGCCUGGCACUGUAGCCGUCCUCAGGACUUGCCCUGUUCGAGUUGGGGGACAGGUUGACGAGUCUCAGGUUUAUUUUCAUAGGCUGUUCUGGACUUUCCCCCCUUGUAUCCAGGCAUUCCGUCAUUGCAAGCCUUUGGUGAGUAUUGAUGGCACCCAUCUAUAUGGGAAGUAUGGGGGAAUACUGCUAGUCGCCAUUGCACAGGACGGAAACUCGAACAUCCUCCCCGUGGCAUUUGCACUAGUUGAGGGUGAGAAUGCUGAGUCAUGGUCUUUCUUUCUUUCCCACCUCCGUGAGCACGUGACACCUCAGCCGGGUUUGUUAGUUAUUUCGGAUAGGCAUAACGGCAUCAAGGCAUCCCUCGAGGCUCCGGAUGGGGGAUGGCUACCCCCUGCUGCGUACCGGGCGUUCUGCAUUCGACACGUUGCAGCGAAUUUUGCCUUGACGUUCAAGGAAAAAGAUGCCCAGAGGCUUCUUGUUAACGCCGCAUAUGCCAAGACCGAGGUGGAGUUCGACUACUGGUUUGACAUUCUGUGCUCUGAGAAUCCGGCAAUGUGUGACUGGGCGAACCGAAUCGAGUAUUCGUUGUGGACACAGUACUGUGAUGAGGGUCGGAGAUUCGGGCACAUGACGACCAAUAUUUCGGAAUGUGUCAACUCAAUCCUGAAGGGGGUUAGAAACCUCCCUGUUUGCUCGCUGGUGAAGGCCACAUACGGAAGGCUAGUUGAGCUAUUUGUCCGUAAGGGUAGGGAGGCCGAGGCUCAGAUGGGUACUGGACAACAAUUCAGUCAAUACCUAGUAAAGUGUAUCGAGGCCAACCUGAGGACAGUCAGGCACUUCACGGUGACUGUUUACGACAGGGAUAACUCGGAGUACACCAUUGUUGAGACGACUCCGACAGGUUCAUUCUCUCUUGGUACGUACAGGGUCUCAUUAGGGUCUAAGACUUGUGAUUGUGGAUACUUUCAAGCACUUCAUUUUCCCUGUCCGCACGCACUGGCAUGCUGUGCUUAUUCACGGCUUACAUGGCAGCCUUACGUCCACGAGGUAUAUCGCCUUAGUUCCGUUUUCGGUGUAUAUCAGAUGGGAUUUACACCUCCCAUUCCAGAGGGUUUCUGGCCACCUUAUGUCGGGCCUACCGUUAUACCGGAUCCGAGUAUGAGGCGUGCGAGGGAGGGUCGUCCUAGAUCCACAAGAAUUCGCACCAACAUGGAUGAAGCAGAUCCAAACCGGCCAAAGAGAUGUGGCCUCUGCAGGCAGCCAGGUCACACCAGGCGUAGUUGUCCACAAGCCGCAGGCCCCAGCGGGACUGCUGGAAAUCAGUAG